Messenger RNA from Miscanthus lutarioriparius, 1014 nucleotides. NCBI's taxonomy places the organism in Eukaryota, Viridiplantae, Streptophyta, Magnoliopsida, Poales, Poaceae. The record is from the annotation of a GenBank genome assembly.
AUGGUGUAUGUGGUCUUGUAUGGGGGAAUGAAUCGGAUACUUGUGAUGGAUGUGGAAGGCAACACAAGGAAGACCAUCCAUGUUCCCUUACAGGAGGGCGAUGAGUUCAGGCUGUGUUAUGAUUAUGUUGGCCAAUCCCAAGGGCGUUUGCAUUUGAUUUACCAUGCUGACCUUGACCUGGAUUAUGAUGACACCCCAGAAAAUCAGAAUUAUGAACUGGUCAUAUGGGUUCUUGAGGAUUAUGAUACAGAAGAAUGGGUCCUGAAGGACACUCACUAUAAAGAUGAGCUCAUAUCAUAUAACAUGGAUAGCAAGGAAAUUGCUCGCGGUGACAUGGACUGCUCCAAGAGGAGCGUGGGCGCGGUGGCCGGCCUCCCUGACGACACCCUGGUGGAGAUCCUCUCCCGCGUUCCGUUUAAGUCACUCUGCAGAUGCAAGUGCGUCUCCAAGGCCUGGUGCGACCUCAUCACUGACCCCCUCAACCGCAAGAAGCUACCUCAGACCCUAGAAGGGUUCUUCUUAGUUGUUGACCGCUGCGUCGACGACUCCGACAGUGACGAUGGAGAUGGCGAAGACAUCGGUAGUGAUGGAGGCAGCGACAACUCUGACAGUGAUGAUGGAGAUGGCGAAGACAGUGGUAGUGAUGCAGGCGGCAAAAACUCCGACAGUGAUAAUGGAGACGCUGAAGUCAGCGGCAGUGAUGGAGGCGGCGACGAUAGCCACAGUGCCAAUACAGAUGGUGAAGACAAGAGCGGUGACGAUGGAGGUGGCGACGACAAUGACAGUGAUGAUGGAGAUGGUGAAGACAGCAGUAGUGAUGGAGGUGACAAUGACAACUUGCAACACCAAGUCUGUGUGCAUUUCAUCGACAUGUUAGGGAGACCCCCGCGUCCUGUGGGCCAUUGCUUCCCGUUCCUGACUGAGCUGCCAGGCAUUGUGAACAUCUAUAGCUGUGAUGGACGUGGAAGGCAACACAAGGAAGAUCAUCCCUGUGCCCUUUCAGGAGGGCGAUGA